Mesorhabditis spiculigera is the source of this 990-nucleotide messenger RNA. The record is from the annotation of a GenBank genome assembly. NCBI's taxonomy places the organism in Eukaryota, Metazoa, Nematoda, Chromadorea, Rhabditida, Rhabditidae.
AUGCCUACUUAUCAGACCCGUCAAUGGGCACUCGAAGCUGAUCCACAGCUGUCAAAGGUGCCGUACAUGGUGCAAGUGCCGGUGUUGCUGCCACGGGAUCGCGAGCUUCAGAUCGUGCAAGGGCGCAUCCAGGAACUGUUGAUGGCCCUGAAAAUGGUCGAGCCGCCCGGCAACAUCAUCAGACGCCUCGGGCGUCGUAUGGCCGCUAUGCAGCAGCAUAUCAGCAUUCGUACCCAUAAGAUGAAGGUGCUGGUGAGCGACCUGGAGCAAGAAUGGGUCAACGAGCUGACGGCUGCCGAGCGGCUGGCCCGCAAUUCCCAGCAGACAAAGUCGGGAAUCAAGAAAACGAUCGACCCAGCGAAAGACACCCAGCAGUACGGCUCCAGGCCUGUCGCGCAGCUUCCGGAGCGCGGUACGGCGCACGAAAUCUAUGGGGUCUGCGAAGUCACCGAGAACUACAAGAAGACAAUCUCCUCGCUGCGCGUGGCUGUGGAAGGGCUCGACGAAGUGCUGCGCUUCCCCACAUUCUUCAAUGCCGAGCCGAGCUGCCAGAAGGAAGUGCUCGAAAUGCGUCACUCGAUCCAGGGCUACGUCGACCGCCUUCGCUCCCAGCUGGACAGCGUGCGCGUGGUUGGUACGCCGAUGAUGAGCCCCGUCUCUAAGGGGGUCACCCGCUUUCUUAGCACCGGCCCUACGGUCACCACCGCCCAGGCCGGCAGCAAGUCGACCAAUCUCGAUUCCACCAAGACGGCGAACAGCACCAGCACGAAGACCGGUCAGAGCACUUCCGAGGAAGUAGUUGCUACGGCUGCGAGCCCCGGCAGCGUCGCGACCCCGGGCCCGCCCUCCAACAACAUCACCGCCAAGUCUUCGUUGCCCACCAGCUGCACCAUCUCCAAUAUUACCGACAACAAUCUGAACAACAGCACCGCCAACGAUGCCACCCUCCCCCCUCCGGCAGUCAAGGCUCAGGGCAGCCAGGUCGACAUU